This is a messenger RNA of Solea senegalensis (Senegalese sole), 3401 nucleotides long. RefSeq names its product ataxin 10 (gene atxn10). The transcript has 11 exons. The coding region runs from base 33 to 1493 and encodes 486 amino acids. Gene Ontology annotation, cellular component: cytosol. Gene Ontology annotation, biological process: neuron projection development. Lineage: Eukaryota; Metazoa; Chordata; Actinopteri; Pleuronectiformes; Soleidae. The record is from RefSeq and is a predicted model, not a curated record.
UGUUCCACCCACACUCAUGAAGACAGCUAAACAUGGAAGCUCUUAUCAAUAGCAACCUGGACAUGUCGGCGUCUAUCGCUGGUAUUUUGAAUGAAAACCCCCGUCCCGAGCACCUGCAGGCUCUGAAAACAUUUACGGCUGCCUUACGGGACAAGGACUUCAGGGAGGCUGUGGAGGAGCAGGUGUUCUCUCAGCUGCUGCAGGUCCUGACCAGGCUCAGUGAUGAGCUGCAGGCUGCCAGAGGACCCGAUGAGGACCUGCAUUCUGUGAACCUGCAACUGCAGCUGGCUGCUGAAUGCUUCAGAGCACAGAGGAACUCCUGUGUUCAGAGCACACGCAAUCAGAGCCUGCUCAGGAAUCUUGGUUUCCUUGAUGUGUCAGUUAAACUUCUGAAUUUCCUUCACACCACAAGUUUGGAAAGCAGAGAUAGCAUAUUUGAAACUCUGCGUUGUGGGGUCCAGUUCCUUGGUAAUUUAGCUGUGGGAAACCAAAUGUGUAAAGAUGACAUUUGGCAGCUGAGCUUUCCAGAUCUUCUCCUGCACCUGCUCAGUGUGGAUGAUGAGAAGACAGUGAACUACACCUCUAUGGUUUUCCACACAUGUCUGGAUGAAGCCAAGGUGGAAGAGCUUUCUGAGUCAGAGAACAUUCAGCUGGCUCUCAGAGUGAUGGAGCUCUGCAGAACUCAGCCUGACCUGGAUUGGACGGUUCUCAUUGCAACUCAACAUUUCCUCAAAUCUUCAGCUCUGGUGGAGAACAUGUACUCAAGGAUGUCUCACCAUGAAAGGGUUACAUUGCUAGAGCUGCUCUUUGCUCAACUGAGAGAGGAAGACCCAGAGGAGUGUGGCAUUCCACCCAGUGUGGCUCGUUUUCUGGCAAAUUGCUUCAAAAACGGUUGUGGAGCUGUGCUUACGCUUGCCACUGGUUCUACGUCCAGUGAAGAGGUCCUGCAGGAGGCACUGACAGUGAUCAGUCUGCUGGAUGUUUUGUGUGAGAUGACCUCAGAUCACAGGCAGUUCAUGUUCCUACAGGACCACCCCGAUCUUCUAGUAUCCACCGUUGAGCUCCUUCAGCAGGUGCACGCCGUAGGGAAGGCCAGUAAGAAUAUUUUCAGCACUGCUCAGAACUUCUCCUCCUUAAGUGGCGAUGGAGACUCUUCCUCACAUUCCCCUGUUAUCAGCUUCAAGGCCCACCUCGUCCGGCUGAUAGGAAACCUCUGUUACAGUAACACUAACAACCAGAACAAGGUGAGAGAAGUGGAAGGCAUUCCUCUCAUCUUGGACAACUGCAACAUAGACAGCAACAACCCAUUCAUCAGCCAGUGGUCCAUCUUUGCCAUCAGGAACCUGCUGGAAAACAACCAGCAGAACCAGCAGCUGGUGGCUGAGCUGGAACGCCGUGGCCCCGCUGACUACUCUGCUCUCAGAGAACUGGGUUUCCUGGUGGAGGAACGAGACGGAAGCUUGCUGCUCAAAACUGUGAGGAAAGACUCAUAGAUGCCUCGGAGAUGCAGCCAGGAGAAAGUGAGAUCCUCAACCCACUAGCAGGUUUUCAAGUGAAGUUAUUGUUGAGAAGGGAAUAAAUUACAUGUGCGCCUUCUUGUGUGAACAUGUACUCUAAUGUUAACAAGUGCAUACAGUAUUAAGCUUCAUCUGCAGGUAAAUGUCUCUUCCUCUAUCAAACAGGAAACAAAAUGGCCGCUACAUCACAGAUAUAGUAAACUAAGUAACACUUUUUAAAUAAGAUGUAUCCGUAGAAGAGUUAAUCCUUUUCAACUAUUGCAAUGUAACCUAUGCUGCUCAGAUAGACCUAUCGGAAUACUUGACUCACAAAAGCCAAAAAAGUACAGACAAACUCAUGCUGGUAACAUUUGGCAAGUGUAGUGCUUUGUGGUUUAAUCCCAAAAACAAAGAGCACCACAGUAUCUUGGCCUUUCCCUUUGAAAUGCUACCAACAGAGGUUGGUAGUUUAAUUCCAGGCCUGUAGUGACUUCUGCAGCAGCCGUGAAACAGAGAAUGACCAAAAGAAGAACAUGAUGUAAUCAAACCUCCUUACCACCUUACCUUAUUAAACUGCGCUGCCUUUGCCAGAGGAACAAAGGCUUAUUUUCCUCUUCCAAAAUGCUUAAAAUAUCCUCCGAUCUUAAGUGACAUAGUAAUAGUCAGUAGUCGUAUUAUAAUCUAAGGGCCAAAGUGCAGAAUGCAAUAACUAGCAAACUAUGCAUGUAAUGCACAGUCAUUUAAACAACGCUCAGUACAAAGUGUGAGGUAAUCACUGUGUCUCUGCUUGCUUUUGCAACGCCGUUAGUAUUGAGGUCUACUAAUGAUAAUCUCCGGCAGGCUGUACACUGAGAGGUGUAAUGCUGCGGUUAUUCAAAUAAUGAGUUUUAUACUCAACUUAUUGAAUCUUAUCCUUCAUCUUCAUCACUUUCAAUCCUCUAUCUCUAUCCUGCUUUGAUCCUGUAGGUAAAUAAGGUGUGAGCGCUGAUGGCAUGCAUCAUCAAUCACUAACCGUCUUUAAACUCGGUUCACUGAGUUUAUGAUUUACCUCUUUGACUGCCUCUCUUCUCUUUUGAGCAUGCUUUAUUUAUAUUUUCUAGAGUGCAAAGACUUUUGUACUAUAUAGUGUUUACCAUACUUCCUCUUUAGCUGUAGCUUUGUGUGUGUGUGUGUGUGUGCGCGUGUGCGUGCUGCUUAAGUGACUGUGGGUCAUUAAUCGAUAGAUGAGAGUAUACUAAAAGUCUGCAUCCGUAGAGUGAGUGCAUGAAUUAAUGAGUGAGUGAGUGAGUAGUGAACCAGAGCAGAAGCAUUACUUUGCAGAAUGACAUCCCUCUCUGCUCCUGCUAUCGCUGGAUAAGCUGAAUAAUCCUGACACCUCAACAAUGCCGUGCUUUUCAGUCCUGUCCACACCCUGCUCCACCCUGUUUGCUCUGCCUCUGAUUUUUAAUGACAAAAUGUAUUGAAACAAUCGACUCGACUCUCCCCUCAAUCCGCCGGCAUAGUGGAGGGAGCUUAUGUGGUUCCGGUCCCUAGGAUUUCAGGCGGCUAACAAAACAGCUGUUACUCGCGCUCGACUGGCCGGCUGCAAUGCUUUUCAGCCCCACAGGAAAGAGGCUGUGUGAGUCAGUCGUGCUGAAUGAGGUGGCAUGACCACGGUCGUCUGUUCACCUCCCUAACACAUUAGCACCACAGCAGUGGAGAUUAUAAAUUCUUGUUUCCCACAUCAGCGUUUUAUUCUGUAGGCUUCUUUUAGUUGUUGUCUUUGUGCCUUCUGGUUUGAUAAAUUACCUUUAAAGCAAAAAUACUUCUUCAGGGUAAAAAAAGAAAAGAAAAAAUAAGUCAUUUUCAAGUUUCAGUCAAAUGAUAUGUUUAUUUAAUGCCUAAUAAAGAAUUGUGUGUGACAAA